AUGUCACUUUGGUACCAUGUGGCAGAGGGCAUGUUGACGUUUCUUUUCGCUGGUGAAGUCGGUCUCCGACUAGCCGUGAUGCGUGGCGAUUUUUGGGAAUCGGCUUACAAUGUUUCUGAAGUUGUCGCGUGCAUUGUAUGCAUCACUAUCUUCUCUAUUCUCCAUGUCACACGCCAGCAGGCCUCACUGGCGGAACACCGGGUGCUUAUCCUCUUGCGCUACAUUGGACAGUUGCUUCGGAUGUUUGGUUUAGUUGCUGUGGACACUUUGGGGUCAACAAGCAGUGAAAGUGAUAUUCAGCUUUUUGCUGUAAACGGGGCGAAGUUCCCAUCUUCCGACAUGAGAGAGAACUACCGUGAUGUGCUAUAA
Molecule: messenger RNA, 369 nt
Organism: Trypanosoma grayi
Lineage: Eukaryota; Euglenozoa; Kinetoplastea; Trypanosomatida; Trypanosomatidae
Exons: 1
Coding region: 1-369 (122 amino acids)
Source: RefSeq, a predicted model, not a curated record